Messenger RNA from Salvelinus sp. IW2-2015, 2623 nucleotides. NCBI's taxonomy places the organism in Eukaryota, Metazoa, Chordata, Actinopteri, Salmoniformes, Salmonidae. The record is from RefSeq and is a predicted model, not a curated record.
AAUUGAGGUUAUGAUUUGGGGAGUGUACGCUGAUCCUAGACCUGCGCCUGAGCAUCUGUUACCCAGUGCUAUUCUCGAAAUAGGGCCCCUGGUGUCACUCAUCUACUACCCAGCGUUCAUUAUCGGUAGCGCCACUUUUGGUAGGGAACUGUCGCACACAGGACGAUUGAACGCCAGUUGGUAGCACCGUUUUUUUUGGUCGAAAAUGGAACGAAAAGUAGCUCGAGAAUUUAGGCACAAGGUGGAGCUGCUCAUUGACAAUGAGGCAGAAAAGGAUUACCUGUACGAUGUCCUGCGGAUGUACCACCAAUCCAUGGAGUUGUCAGUGUUGGUGGGGGACUUGAAACUGGUCAUCAACGAGCCCAGCCGCCUGCCGCUGUUUGAUGCCAUCCGGCCCCUCAUUCCCCUCAAACACCAGGUGGAGUACGACCUGCACACCCCUAAGAGGUCACGUAAGCUAAAGGAGGUGCGUCUGGAUCGUACUCAUCCUGAGGGUCUGGGUCUGAGUGUGAGAGGGGGCCUGGAGUUCGGCUGUGGUCUCUUCAUCUCACAGAUCGUCAAGGAUGGACAGGCUGGAAACAGUGGCCUGCAGAUGGGAGAUGAGAUUGUACGCAUCAAUGGAUACUCCAUUUCUUCCUGUGUCCACGAGGAAGUCAUCAACCUCAUCAAGACCAAGAAGACCGUGUCGCUCAAAGUCAGGCAGGUUGGAAUGAUACCAGUGAAGAGUUCCACAGAGGAGCCUCUGAAGUGGCAGUUUGUGGACCAGUUUGUGUCUGAGUCUGGGAAGAAAAGCAGUGUGGCAGGCCUGGUGUCCAUGGGAGGCAAGGAGAUCAGGGAGAAGAAGGUGUUCCUGAGCUUGGUGGGCACCAAGGGCAUGGGCAUCAGCAUCUCCAGUGGCCCCACACAGCAGCCUGGUAUCUACGUCAGUAACGUCAAACCUGGCUCCCUCGCUGCUGAAGUAGGACUACAGAUUGGUGACCAGAUUGUCGAGGUGAACAGGGUGGAAUUCACUAAUCUGGACCACAAAGAGGCUGUCAGAGUUCUGAAGAGCAGCAGGAGUCUAACCAUYACAGUUCUUUCUGGUGCUAUUCACAUGAGAAAGAUGGAGAUUACUCAGAAGACUGCUGAGGAAGAGGAACGCUACCAGAAGAAGAUGGAGAAGAUCGAGGCUACGGAGAGGAAGCACAAUGAGGAGUGGGAGGAGGACUGGGCCCCUGGAGAACAAACCAAAACCAAGAGUCCCUCCCCGGCCCUGCACGAAAUCAACACCCCACCCCCCGAGUACAAGAGCUCUGACUAUGGAGCCAGCUCUUUUCAGGCUGAUGACAACGAUGAAGGGGAAGAGGAGGAGGAGGAAGAGGAGGAAGAAGGGAGAGAAAAAUAUGUUGAAGACUUUGAUCCCCUCUCCAUGUUCUCCUCGGAGCAGAUAGCUGGACGAGACGUGAAACUGCUGMGAAUCAAAAAGGUUGGACCACUUGAUCUGGCCGUGGAGGGGGGUGUAGACUCCCCUCUGGGAAAGCUAGUGGUAUCUGCCAUUUAUGAUGGAAGCUCAGUAGACAAACAUGGUGGGAUUGUACCAGGAGAUGAGGUGAUGGCUGUGAAUGGGAAGGUCCUGACUGACUCCUCACUGACAGAAGGAGAGAAUGCUCUGAACUUGGCCUGGAACAGUGGAGGGGAUUGGAUUGAGCUGGUGAUAGCAGUGUCACCUCCAAAAGAAUACGAAGAUGAGGUGACGUUCUUCUGAGUCACUUCGUCACCCAGCCUGUCAAACAAGCCAUACCCACCAACCACCCGUCUCAUUAUCUCUGACAUACUUCUAUCGUCACAAUCAAAUCCCUGCAUCAAACUGUUUCAAAUGCAAUGCUGAUCAUUACUGAAAACAAGUCUGUUGAACCAGAACCACGCUGUGAUGUGCUACCUGUAAACUGUCUGAACUUCAUCCUCUGAGUUUCAUUUAGAUCCCAGUACAGAUACUUCUGAUAUAUAUAAUAAUAUGGAUCUGGGGUACAUAAUCCCCAGAGCUAUAWAUGUAGAGAGUUGAGACAUUGAGGUUACUGCAUUAUUAUGUAUUUACAUGACACUACAAAAUUCUAUUGCAGCCAUGUUAGCUCCCCAUUUAAAUAUGGGCAAUAUUUAAACGAUGCUGUGCAACUGAAUGUCUACAAUUAGAACAUUAUUUCAACAUUCUAAAAUGUGGCCCAACUCUCUAAAUACAUGGCUCUGGUAACCCCCCUUCUUCUCAUAUUAGUACACCACAGCAAAGGAAGUGUAUCUUAUUGAGUUUUGAGUCAAUCCAGUGGUGAAAACCUGAACUCCGAAGAGCCCGAGUGUCAACAGGCCUGUAUUGUUCUUUCCCAAGUGGAGCUGGUAAUACUGACAGUCUAAUUAAAUGCUUAGUGCAUCUCAAUGAGCUUCUAGUAUGCCAUAGAUCAAAGCAUGAGCUGCCAAACACCCAAACAUGUUAGUAGCGGUGUUGACUAAUGGCGAGUAAACUGUAGGCUAUAAAAAAAUAAAUACAGCAGACCCGAGGCCCAGCAGGUAGGCAGGCACACUGUGAUGUAAUCAAUGUCCCUCCUCUGAAAUCAACGCCCUCAGAAUCAAUAAAGGUAUUUGUUCACUUUGA